GAAGCACAACUUGUAUCACGACGGCGGGCGAUGCGGUGCUGGGCUCAUUUUCUGUAUAAAAUAGUCCACCGGCGUUGGGUUUCCGUUCUAUAUUUUCUAUCUUUUCUUGCAUUUCACUCAUUUUCAUCUUGGCCAUGUUUCGCCUCCUCGACCCGCAAGCCACGGCCGCCGUCUCGAUCGACUUUCCCGAGAUCGCAGCCGACCCAUCGCGGUUCCUCGCCAUCAUGGCCGAGCAAGGCUUUGCCGUCGUCACCAACGUUGUCGACGACGUCCCGUUCGCCGAAGGUCUCUGGGCGUCGGACCUGCGCGCGAUUCUCGAUAUGGAGCACAGCGCCGAGACGCGCGCGCUUGCAGAGGACCCCGUGCAUACGUGGCCAGCCGAUGUGCCUCUCGGCCGGCCCGUGGAGCACGGCCUUGCCCAAGGCCAGCUCGCGUGGCACAUUCGACGCAACCGCAACAUUCGCCACUGCUACGAGGUGCUCCACCAAACGAAGGAGCUCGUCGUCGGCACGGACAGCAUCAUGUUCAACCGGUUUCCGCCAACGAAGCUGCGCGAACCGUGGGGCCAUGUCGACUACCACCGCGACUUGGUUGCGCACGAGUGCUUCCAGUCGAUCGUGUAUCUCUGGGACACGGACGACGAGUCAAGCACGACGGUCGUCUGGCCCGGAUCGCACAUCACCAAGUACGAGGCGGUCAUGGACGCCAACCCGGUGCCGCGGCUCUUUAGCCUCAUCCCGGAAGCGAUGGUGCAAGAGUACCAAGCCAGCGCGUGCCGGGUUCGCAUUCCGAAAGGCGCCAUGAUUGUGUGGAACUCGAAGCUCGUGCAUCAAGGCUACGACUGGGGCCCGCGCCUCGCGGUGCCCGUGUGCUUUGAGCCCACGGCGCUCCGUCCCGAUAAUGUGUACGCGAAGAAGUGUGCGCUUGUGGCGUCCGGCGUCAGUGGCACGCACUGGGCAGCGGUUUUCCACACGCAUGCGGCGACAAGCGCCCGGAAGAACGCGCCGCGCGGGCCGAGCCAAGAGUUUGGGCGCGUUCGUCUCCUCCACCGCGCCCACUUGCACCUCUUGGACGACAAUGGGCAGCUCAAAAGAGAGUUUACCGCGCUCUUGUAGCGCAACGUCGAUUCGUAGAGUAGAAGUACUCUUUAUGGACUCUACUAAUGGAAUUCAUUCUUGGUUUUGGG
Saprolegnia parasitica CBS 223.65 is the source of this 1186-nucleotide messenger RNA. RefSeq lists its product as hypothetical. Lineage: Eukaryota; Oomycota; Saprolegniomycetes; Saprolegniales; Saprolegniaceae. Bases 135 to 1115 code for a protein of 326 amino acids. The transcript has a single exon. The record is from RefSeq and is a predicted model, not a curated record.